Messenger RNA from Corylus avellana, 2065 nucleotides. RefSeq names its product AGC (cAMP-dependent, cGMP-dependent and protein kinase C) kinase family protein. The record is from RefSeq and is a predicted model, not a curated record. Lineage: Eukaryota; Viridiplantae; Streptophyta; Magnoliopsida; Fagales; Betulaceae. Gene Ontology annotation, biological process: protein phosphorylation. Gene Ontology annotation, molecular function: protein serine/threonine kinase activity; ATP binding.
GUUGGGCAGAGGGGGGUUUUGAGGUUCUCUUGCAUCGUCUCUCCUCGUCGCUGCAAUAAACGAGAGCUCUUUCUCUGCGAGAGUGAGAGUGAGAGUGAGAGAGAGAGAGAGAGAGAGAGAGAGAGAGAGCAAAUGGAGGAGGAGCGAAAGGAGGAAGAGGAGGCCACUGGGUCGAGCUUGACGAUGGAGAAGGUGGCCGCAGCGAAGCAGUUCAUAGAGAACCACUACAGAGCUCAGAUGAAGAACAUUCGAGAGCGGAAAGAGAGACGAUGGGUGUUAGAGAGGAAAUUAGCUUCCUCAGAUGUGCCCAAGGAGGAACAGAUCAACCUGAUGAAAGAUUUAGAGAGAAAAGAGACAGAAUUUAUGCGACUUAAAAGGCACAGGAUAUGCGUUGAUGAUUUUGAGCUUUUGACGAUUAUUGGGAGGGGGGCCUUUGGUGAGGUCCGAUUGUGUCGGGAGAAGAAAUCCGGAAAUAUUUAUGCCAUGAAAAAGUUGAAGAAAUCUGAAAUGCUUAUCAGAGGACAGGUGGAACAUGUUAGAGCUGAGAGGAACUUGCUGGCAGAAGUUGCCAGCCAUUGCAUAGUGAAACUUUAUUACUCGUUUCAGGAUGCUGAGUACUUAUAUUUGAUUAUGGAGUAUCUGCCUGGUGGUGACAUAAUGACUCUGCUGAUGAGGGAGGACACCUUAACAGAAAAUGUGGCUAGAUUUUACAUUGCACAGAGUGUCCUGGCCAUAGAGUCUAUUCACAGACACAAUUACAUUCAUAGAGACAUCAAGCCUGACAACCUUCUUUUGGACAAAAAUGGUCACAUGAAGCUCUCAGAUUUUGGCCUUUGUAAGCCUCUCGAUUGCACUGCUUUAUCUGCACUGCAUGAAAAUAGUACCAGUGAUGAAAAUUUGACAGAGCCAAUGGAUAUCGAUGGAUGCUUUCCUGAUGCGGAUAAUGGGAGGACUUGGAGAAGUCCCCUUGAACAGCUUCAGCACUGGCAGAAGAACAGAAGGAAGUUGGCCUUUUCAACUGUUGGCACACCAGAUUAUAUAGCUCCUGAAGUAUUACUGAAGAAGGGAUAUGGAAUGGAAUGCGACUGGUGGUCACUGGGAGCAAUAAUGUAUGAAAUGCUUGUUGGCUACCCUCCUUUUUAUUCAGACGACCCCAUAACUGCAUGCAGAAAGAUUGUUCAUUGGAGAAAUCAUUUAAGAUUUCCAGAAGAAGCAAGGUUGACAUCUGAGGCCAAGGACCUCAUUUGCAGGUUGUUGUGUGAUGUUGAAAAUAGGCUUGGUACUGGAGGGGCCCACCAAAUUAAAGCUCAUCCUUGGUUCAAGGAUGUCGUGUGGGAUAAACUCUACGAAAUGGAAGCAGCAUUCAAGCCAGAAGUCAACGGGGAGCUAGAUACGCAGAACUUUAUGAAAUUUGAUGAAUUGGAUCCUCCAACCCCAGCAAGAACUGGCUCGGGCCCUUCACGGAAGAUGCUAUUAACUCCAAAAGAUCUAAGCUUUGUUGGCUAUACAUACAAGAAUUUUGAUGCUGUGAAAGGACUUCACCAAUCUUUUGGUGAUCCUAGGACAGAUUUUACUGCUAAUCGGACGGCCGAGGAGACAGAGGUGCAGAUGCUUGCAUCAUCAGGCGAUCCCAUGUUACCAUAAGCCUGCUGCUUCCCUACAUUAGCAUUUAUUGUAGAUUGGCUUCCAUGCAAUUUCCAUAACCACCAUCUAAGUGUACAGCAGUAUUUGAAGAGCUUCUUAAGACAUCAGUGGAGGCCAAAUGAAACUCUAGCUGAAAUGAUUUGUGUAUUAGAACUACUUAUCAAAAAAAAAAUGAUUUGUGUAUUAGAACUAAGAAUUUAGGACAGAGAGUUUAUGGAACUUAUGUCCUGGCUGCCCAGGUUGGCAGUGGUAUGCUUGCCUUCUCUCGUGGCAGUUUCUGGUCAAAUUUUAAUUGGUGCCAAAUUGCCAGGAAACUCAAUAGAUGUGUUGAAGAAAUUCUUUACUCUUACCAUGUGUAAGCUUUGACGGGUUAGCUAUUGAAAUAUAUAUUAUGGCCAAAGCAAAAAGCUAUUCAAAUAUA